Molecule: messenger RNA, 414 nt
Organism: Magnolia sinica
Lineage: Eukaryota; Viridiplantae; Streptophyta; Magnoliopsida; Magnoliales; Magnoliaceae
Product: protein RALF-like 19
Exons: 1
Coding region: 1-414 (137 amino acids)
Source: RefSeq, a predicted model, not a curated record
AUGGCACUUCAAGUCUUAUUCCUCCUCUCCAUUUUGGCUUUGGCCCAUGUGGCCACGUCAUCAAUUUGGGACUCUGGGGCCCAUUGGCGCCUCACUGAUUUCACCACCCACAUGCAAGAAAAUGGCCUAGAUGGCUAUAAGAAGUGUAAUGGGGUGAUUAUGGAGUGCAUGGAAGAGGAGGAGGAGGAGAUGAUGAUGAUGAUGGAUUCUAAGGUUAGACGACGUGGGCUUGUUGCUACUACCACCAAUCAUUUCAUUAGCUACGACGCACUGAAGAAGAACAUGGUCCCAUGCAACCACCGCGGCGCUUCCUACUACAACUGCCAGCUCGAGGAGAUGAAGACCGUUAAUCCAUACCGGCGUUCUUGCACCAUCAUCACACACUGCCAGAGGAUGCUGUUGGAGAUGAAAUGA